AAGUACAACUCUGCUGAGAUGAAAUCUGUGUUUUGGAUGGUGGUGGUUUUGGGGGUUGCUUUAGUAAUUCAUGAAGCUGGAGCUGAAGAUGAAUGCAGCACAGUGACAGCACUGGUAUCGGCAUGUGCCAGCUUCGUGAACUAUGGCACACCAGAUCCGGUACCUGGUGCACCAUGUUGCAUUGCUAUGACUACCCUAAGUACUGUAGCUAGCUCCACUGGCGUUCAGACCCGCCAGUCUGUCUGUAGAUGCAUGAUGGAGCUUAUUACUACUUACAACCCAAAUGCUACUGCCAUUGCCACUCUGCCUGGUUUCUGUGGUGUUUCUCUUGGUUUCACCAUUGAACCUAACACUGAUUGUGAAUUCGUCUCGUGACAAAUUGGUGUUUGGAAAGUGAUGCUGAAGAACAAGCACGCAUCUUCACUCUAAUAAAAAAGAGCAACCUUACAGGAACAGUUCGUAUGUUGUUUUUAAUAUAGUUGUCCAAAGGGAAACUAAACAAAGACUUCCUUUAAUGACAAGUAUGAUGUGAAUAACACUUAAAGAUUGCUCCA
Messenger RNA from Solanum lycopersicum (tomato), 554 nucleotides. Its product is annotated as putative non-specific lipid-transfer protein 14. Gene Ontology annotation, biological process: lipid transport. NCBI's taxonomy places the organism in Eukaryota, Viridiplantae, Streptophyta, Magnoliopsida, Solanales, Solanaceae. The record is from RefSeq and is a predicted model, not a curated record. Gene Ontology annotation, cellular component: membrane. Gene Ontology annotation, molecular function: lipid binding.